UCCGCCUUCUCCUCCACCUCCGCUUCCUCAUCGCCCGUCACCAAAUAUAAAGGAAGGGGAGGAGGUUUGAUUCCCGGUCCUUCUAUUCCGUCCCACAUUUCGCCAUGGAAGCCCUCGCGGAGCUCUGCGACCUCGUGGCGCAGAACCCCGACCUGUUCGCCGACAAGCUUUCUUGGAUCUGUUCCCGCUGCCCCCCCUCCCUCAACCGGUCCACUCCCGGCGGCGCCUCCGCGGUCCCUCCUCGCGUAUCUCGCUCCCAGCUCCACGCCCUCGUCGCCCUCGUCCGUCUCCUCUCACGGUGCGCCACCGCCCCCGCCUCUGCCCGUGCUCCCCUCCUCGACUUCCUCCGCGUCGCCCCGUCCGUCGCUUUCCGCCCCUCCUUCUGGCCCCAGGCCUUCUCCUUCGACCAGAUCUCCCUCUUCUUCUCCGACCUCCUCCGGUACACAGCCCAGGCUGCCGACCUCUCACCCGACCUCUCCGCCGACCUCUCCGCCUUCUUUGGUGGAACCGUCGUUGCCGUUGUCUCCAUCCUCAGCGGUGGCGGCGACGGAGACCCGGCCAUCGCCCGCACCUUCCUCGUCGCCAUCUCCAGGAGCUGCCCCCCGAUCGGUCCCGCCGAGUCUGAGCGGCUCGUCGGAUGCCUCCUCGACCAAUUCGCCUCCCGCGGGGCCGAAGAGGCUACAUCUGUUUCCUCACUCUCCGAGAACUCGUCGUCUUGGAGCUCCUCAGUGCAGAGCACGCCGUCGAAGGGGAAGACUAAAGACGAAGAUCGGGAGACCGCUGACGACGCUGCGAGCGAGGUCUCCUCUGUGACUCCUAUGGGGAAUGGGAUCUCGGGUGGCAUUGCAGGGAGCGGUGCAGAUCAAUUAAUAUCCAAUGAGGGGCCGGGAGUGGUGAGGCAGGACAUGGUGGUGUUUGAGGAGGAGACCGUGGACAGGUUAGAGAAGCAGGAGAUCGCAUUCAGGUUAUUUGGACAGAUGAUGGAUAGAAACGGGGCGAUCAACUCCGAGCAUUUAGAGCAGGUUAGAAAGGUGGCCACGAAACAGAUCAAGUCUUUGCCAGCAUUUCUAAAGGUUCGAAAACGUGACUGGAGAGAACAGGGUCCACAGCUGAAAGUUAGAAUAAAUACAAAGUUGUCCUGUUGUCAAGCAGCAAUAGUAGUGCAGAUUAAGAGCCUCAUCUCUCUAGAUUCAGAUGGGAAAUCUUCCAAAGAUCUAUUGCGUCGAACACUUGCCUUACUCCUGGAUGCUGCAGAAGCUUGCAUAGUCUCUUUAUGGCGAAAAUUGAAAAAAUGUGAGGAGCUGUUCAGCACAUUACUCAGUGGAAUUAGCCAAAUAGCUGUGUCUCGUGGGGGCCAGCUGUUGAGAGUGUUGCUCAUUCCCCUGAAGCCACUUGUCCUGACCACCUGUGCUCAGGCUGAUAUGUCAGGAAACAAUCAGGGAACUAUGUUUGAGACUGUCACAAAGCUAUGUUGUGAAAUAAUUGAGUUUGGAUGGAGCAAAGAUAGGGCUCUUGUUGACACUUUUAUCAUGGGUUUAGCUUCAUGCAUUCGGGAAAGGAAUGACUAUGAGGAGCAGGAUGGGAAAGAAAAACAGGCUGUUCCUGUUGUCCAGCUGAAUGUCAUAUGUCUCCUUGCUGACUUGAGCUCGUCAGCGAAUAAGUGGGAAAUCGUAGACAUGAUUUUGCCCCUCUUCAUUGAGAGUCUUGAAGAGGGAGAUGCUUCCACUCCAAGUUUAUUACGUCUCCGACUAUUAGAUGCCGUAUCUCGCAUAGCUUGUUUGGGUUUUGAGAAGUCCUAUCGUGAGACGGUAGUUUUAAUGACUAGAAGCUAUUUGGAUAAACUCAAGAAUAUUGGAUUGACAGAAAACAAAACACUGCCCUCAGAAGCUACUACGGAGCGAGUAGAGACACUUCCUGCAGGGUUUCUUCUGGUUGCCUCUCGUCUUACCGCCGCAAAACUAAGGUCUGACUACCGCCAUAGGCUAUUAUCUUUAUGCUCUGAUGUGGGACUAGCUGCUGAAUCACAAAGUGGAAGGAGUGGUGCCGAUUUCUUAGGGCCAUUACUGCCUGCAAUUGCAGAAAUCUGCUCUGACUUUGAUCCUGCAGCCAAUGUUGAGCCUUCUCUAUUAAAGCUAUUUCGAAACCUAUGGUUCUAUAUUGUUUUGUUUGGCUUAGCACCUCCGAUUCAACAAAAUCAGAUCCAAACAAAGCCAGUAUCAACAUCGUUAAAUACUGUGGGAAGUGUUAGCACCAUACCUCUUCAAGCUGUGGCUGGGCCAUACAUGUGGAAUGAGGAAUGGUCUAUGGCUGUCCGACGCAUUGCAAAAGGAACACCACCUCUGGUUGUUAGUUCAGUGAAAUGGCUUGAAGAUGAAUUGGAGCUAAAUGCACUUCACAACCCUGGAAGUCGUCGUGGCAGUGGUAACGAGAAAGCUGCUGUUGCUCAGAGAGCUGCCCUUUCUGCUGCAUUAGGAGGACGAGUUGAGGUAGCAGCAAUGGGCACAAUUUCAGGUGUUAAGGCAACAUAUCUUCUUGCAGUAGCUUUUUUGGAGAUAAUACGGUUUAGUUGUAAUGGUGGCUUACUCUCUGCUGACCCCUCUUCGACUACAUCAAAAAGUGCGUUCAGUUGUGUGUUUGAGUAUCUACUUACUCCAAACUUGAUGCCUGCCGUGUUUCAAUGCUUGACUGCAAUCGUGCAUAGGGCUUUUGAAGCAGCAGUAUCAUGGCUGGAGGAAAAAAUAUCUGAUAUAGGACAAGAGGCUGAAAUAAGGGAAUCGGUUCUUUCUGCUCAUGCGUGCUAUCUCAUAAAGAAUUUGUCACAAAGGGAUGAACAUGUCCGUGAUAUUAGUGUUAAUUUGUUAACUCAGCUGAGAGAAAAGUUUCCACAGGUAUUAUGGAACUCUUUGUGCUUGGAUUCACUUCUUUUUUCAGGUCAUAAUGAAUUACCAUCUAUUCAAGUACAUGAUCCUGCUUGGCUUGCCACAAUUCGCUCUUUAUACCAAAAAAUUGCUCGAGAAUGGAUCACUACUGCUCUUUCUUAUGCUCCAUGCACUACACAGGGUCUUCUACAGGAAAACCUAUGCAAGCCGAAUGCUUUGCAGAGGACACAACAUGCAUCAGAUGUGGUUUCCCUUUUGUCUGAAAUACGUAUCUGUACAGGGAAGAACGAUUCUUGGACUGGCAUUAGGACGGCAAAUACUCCAGCGGUUAUAUAUUCUGCAGCAGCAGCAUCAGGAGCCAAAAAGGAAGUAUCGGAUGGUUUUAUUCUGGAAGUUCUUUCAACUGCUGUUGUGAGUGCGACAGUUAAGUGCAACCAUGCUGGGGAGAUUGCUGGUAUGAAAAGGCUAUAUGAGAGUAUUGGGGGUUUUCAGAUGGGCAUGUCUCCAGGAAGUCUGGGACUUGGUCUUGGUCAACCCAUGAAUGUAGGGUUACCCUCUCCGCAAUUAAAUCUUAAAAAGGAAUCAUUCAGCGAAAUUCUUCUUUCGAAGUUUGUUCAUCUGCUUCAGCAAUUUGUUGGUACUGCUGAGAAAGGAUUAGUGAUGGAUAAGACAUUAUUUCGUGAAACAUGCUCUCAGGCAACUGCAUUACUUCUGUCAUACUUGGAUGCUGAGUCUAAAUUGAACAUGGAAGGAUUUUCACAACUAUUACGGCUUCUUUGCUGGUGUCCUGCUUACAUCUCUACACCAGAUGCGAUGGAGACUGGAAUAUUUAUCUGGACAUGGCUGGUUUCUGCUGCACCUUCGCUGGGAUCUCUUGUCCUCGCAGAGCUUGUUGAUGCCUGGCUGUGGACAAUAGAUACAAAACGUGGAUUGUUUGCAUCAGAGAUGAGAAAUUCUGGUCCUGCUGCAAAAUUGAGGCCGCAUCUUGUUCCUGGUGAGCCUGAAGCACCAGAAGAAAAAGAUCCUGUAGAAGGGCUAAUUGCGCAUAGGCUCUGGCUUGGUUUCUUCAUUGACCGUUUUGAGGUUGUUCGACAUGACAGUAUGGAGCAACUUCUGCUUCUAGGCCGAAUGUUGCAAGGGACAAUGAAAUCUCCUUCACAUUUUUCUCACCAUCCUGCUGCUGCUGGCACCUUCUUCACAGCAAUGCUUCUUGGAUUGAAGUUCUGCUCAUGCCAGUCACAGAAAAAUUUGCAGAAUUCCAAGAUGGGCCUUCAAUUGUUGGAGGAUAGGGUUUUCCGUGCAUCCUUGAGCUGGUUUGCUUAUGGGCCUGAGUGGUAUGAAACAAAUAGUAAGAGUUUUGCUCAAAGUGAAGCCCAAUCUGUUUCAUUAUUUGUCCAUCAUCUUUUGAACGAAUGCGUGGAUAGCAUUCCAACUGAUUCAUCAUUGAAAGGACGAGGACGUGAGAAUGAAUUGUUGAAUAUGACGGAACUAUCCCAUCCUGUAUGGGGACAUAUGGAUAACUAUGCUACUGGGCGAGAAAAGCGCAAACAGUUGCUUCUUAUGCUUUGCCAGCAUGAAUGUGACAGGCUUGAAGUCUGGGCGCAACCCUUAAAUAUGAAAGACAACAUAUCUCGUCCUAAAAUUGGCUCAGAUAAAUGGAUUGAGCAUGUAAGAACUGCAUUUUCUGUGGAUCCCCGCAUUGCUUUCUCCUUGACAUUGAGGUUCCCUACAAAUUCACAUGUGAUGUCUGAAGUAACUCAGUUGGUACAAGUGCACAUAUCAGAGAUUCGUACUAUACCUGAAGCAUUACCAUUUUUUGUCACUCCAAAGGCAAUCGAAGAGAACUCAGUAUUGCUGCAGCAAUUACCACAUUGGGCUUCUUGUUCCAUCACUCAGGCUCUUGAAUUUUUCAGUCCUCCAUAUAAGGGCCAUCCACGUGUGAUGGCUUAUGCCAUGAGAGUUCUAGAGUCCUAUCCACCGGAACGUGUGACAUUUUUCAUGCCACAGCUGGUACAAGCUCUACGAUAUGAUGAAGGGAGGUUAGUUGAAAGCUAUUUGCUUCGAGCUACUCAAAGAAGUAACAUAUUUGCUCAUAUCUUGAUAUGGCAUCUUCAGGGUGAGUCAUGUUCGCAAGAAUCUGGAAAAGAUGUUGAUGUGGUCAAGAGUAAUUCCUUUCAAGCAAUACUUCCUGUCGUCAGACAGAAAAUUAUUGAUGGUUUCACCUCUGAGGCCCUUGACAUGUUUCGGAGAGAGUUUGACUUUUUUGACAAAGUCACAUCUAUUUCUGGUGUUCUCUUUCCACUACCAAAGGAGGAACGCAGAGCUGGUAUCAGAAGAGAGCUGGAGAAAAUUAGUAUUGAUGGUGAUGAUCUCUAUUUACCUACUGCUCCAAAUAAAAUUGUUCGGGGCAUUCAGUUGGAUAGUGGGAUUCCCCUUCAAUCAGCAGCAAAAGUUCCUAUAAUGAUUACAUUUAAUGUUGUUGAUAAAGAUGGGGAUCCUAAUGAUGUAAUGCCACAGGCCUGUAUUUUUAAGGUUGGAGAUGAUUGCCGACAAGAUGUUCUUGCGCUUCAAGUGAUUUCUUUGCUUAGGGAUGUAUUUGAAGCAGUUGGGUUAAACCUGUAUCUGUUUCCUUAUGGUGUUCUGCCAACUGAUUAUGAGAGGGGCAUAAUUGAGGUUGUUCCUAAUACACGGAGUAGAAACCAAAUGGGGGAGACUACUGACGGUGGUUUAUAUGAGAUUUUUCAACAAGAUUAUGGACCUGUAGGUUCUCCCACUUUUGAGGCUGCACGUGAAAUGUUUAUGAUCAGCAGUGCUGGCUAUGCUGUUGCCAGCCUCCUACUUCAACCAAAGGAUCGACAUAAUGGCAAUCUUCUCUUUGACAACAAGGGAAGGCUUGUUCACAUAGAUUUUGGGUUUAUAUUAGAAACGUCGCCAGGUAACAAUAUGAGAUUCGAAAGUGCUCAGUUCAAACUGAGUCACGAGAUGACUCAACUGCUUGACCCUUCUGGGUCAAUGAAGAGUGAUACCUGGAGCCAGUUUGUCAGCUUGUGUGUGAAAGGAUACCUUGCUGCACGGCGGCAUAUGCAUGGAAUUGUUACGACCGUACUUUUGAUGGUAGACAGUGGUCUACCAUGCUUCAGCAGGGGAGACCCCAUAGGAAACCUGAGGAAGAGAUUUCACCCCGAGAUGAGUGAGCGCGAAGCUGCAAACUUCAUGAUAAGGACAUGCAACGAUGCCUACAACAAGUGGACCACUGCAGGCUAUGACUUGAUUCAGUAUUUGCAGCAAGGAAUUGAAAAGUAGAUCCAACCAAUACCAUGCAUGCAUUGUAAUGUUCCACAGGUCAGUUUUCUUGUUAGUAACGUAAGAGUAGCAUAAACCAGUCGGGAAAAUUCAUGGUUUCUUGAGGCUGCAAGCAUUCGUGAAAUUCAUGUCAUGGUCUGUUCAGGUGGGUGUCGAGGUAUCAAUGAGUGCUUAUUUUUGUGCUUGCGAGGCAGUGUAACUUGCUGAAGUCAGAGGAAGAACAUUGUAACAUAUUUAUGUCAUAAGGAUCAUGAAGACAAUAGUGCAAGAAAAGAAUUCUGGUUUGUCCUUGCAAAUGUUGUGGCUUCACAAAAUCUCACAUUAUCAUUACAUAAAGAGAAUGCCUUCACAGUAACAAUA
Musa acuminata subsp. malaccensis (wild Malaysian banana) is the source of this 6542-nucleotide messenger RNA. RefSeq names its product phosphatidylinositol 4-kinase alpha 1. The record is from RefSeq and is a predicted model, not a curated record. Gene Ontology annotation, cellular component: cytoplasm; plasma membrane. NCBI's taxonomy places the organism in Eukaryota, Viridiplantae, Streptophyta, Magnoliopsida, Zingiberales, Musaceae. Gene Ontology annotation, biological process: phosphatidylinositol-mediated signaling; phosphatidylinositol phosphate biosynthetic process. Gene Ontology annotation, molecular function: 1-phosphatidylinositol 4-kinase activity.